This is a messenger RNA of Macrosiphum euphorbiae (potato aphid), 1806 nucleotides long. The record is from the annotation of a GenBank genome assembly. NCBI's taxonomy places the organism in Eukaryota, Metazoa, Arthropoda, Insecta, Hemiptera, Aphididae.
AUGGACCCCAAUGAUGGGUACAAAUAUAAUAAUAAUGGCAGUCGAAAUGGAAUCACUUAUUUUAAAUGCAUUAAAGCCCGUACACAUUUUUGUAACGGUUCUAUAAAAAGACUGGAAAAUGGUACAUUCGUUACGGUUAAACCACACAGAGGUCAUGGUAGAGAACCAGGGAUCAAUAACCAGGGCUUGAUCUCUAAUUUCCGAGCAGUUUUAAAACAUCGAGCAGCUACAGAAAAUAUACCGUUGAAAAGCAUAUACGAUGAAGAAUCAAGAAGGCAUGUGGUAGCAGCAGGAUUAUAUCCAUGGUCUACUGCUGAAUCGAUUAUGCGAUUUACCAGGAGAAGUACAAUGCCAAGACUGCCAAAUUCACUAUCCGACUUGGCCACAUUGUUUGAAAAUGAACAACUAAAUAGAUUUGGAUGUUGUGAUGCUCCAUUCUUUAGAGGAUGUGUACAUGAUGUUGAUGGCAGGAGUAAUGUUAUUUUCGCAUGCACCAACUUGAUACAGCAUGUACUUAGAAAUGCUGUCACUGAAAUACAUGCUGAUGCAACAUUUAAAGUGGUCCCGGUUAAUAUGGGAUAUCAGUUGUUGACAAUACACUGCAUGAUUCAGAACUAUUCCAUACCCAUAGUAUAUGUUCUAAUGGAAAGCAAGUCGAGGAACUCGUAUGAUUGUGUAAUACGAUUUAUUAGAAAUAAUCUAUUGCCAAACUUAGCUCCAGAAACUAUAAUUUCAGAUUAUGAAACAGCACUGAGGGAUGCGCUGAUUUCGGCAUUUCCAGAAUCUCGUGCUGUUGGGUGUUUUUUUCACCAUAAUCAAGCUGUAUGGAGAAAAAUGAAAAACUUAGGCUACUUACACCAUGUCAACAACAAUGACAAUGCGUUGAAAGCUUUAAGACUCCUCUUGUCUCUUCCGUUAUUGCCUGCCAGAGAUAUAAAUAGUGGAUUUUUGUUGAUUCGGGCAUUUUGUCGAAACCAUGGAGUGCAUCUAGAACGUUUGUUGACAUACUAUGAACGGUAUUGGAUAAGAAAUGUUGGUCCACAAAUUGUAUCAGUUCAUGGAUUGCCUCGUCGAACUAAUAACAAUAUUGAAAGCUUCCAUAAUGCUCUAAGAAUUAAGUUUUCUGUGACUCAUCCUAGUUUGUGGGUAUUUCUUGGCCAUCUAACUCACUUAAACCAAAACUACCACAUAAUUGAGCAACAGUUGUUCAACAACUUGCGACCAACGAGGCAUUUGAGGACAAAGUUCUUGGCAAAUUCCCGCCGAAUAAAAAAUUCCACCGAGCAGUAUGACUUGGGACUCAUAUCAAUAUGGCAAUUUCUUCAACAAUGUUCAUAUGUUAGUGCAGCAUACGAGCAAAGGCAACGGAACUGGGAGAUAAUGAACGCGGAUGAACCAGCCAAUGUUCCAAUUGAAGCAGAUCCUUUGCCCAAUAAUGUCCCUAAUGCAGUCGAUCCACAGCCAAUUGUCCAGAUUGAAAAUCCUCUGCCUAAUCGGAAUAUAAUAAGAGAGAUUUUAAUGGAAUUGGAUCAAGAAGAACAAGGCCUGCAGUUAAAUGAUAUACCUGAUUCUCCACCUGAUUCUCCAAAUGCACCGCAAAUGCAAGACGGUAUUGGAAAUGGAAAUGUGUGUAUGAUAUGUACAACUAUAUCAAUAAAUCAAACAGCAGAACAAUAUAUUGUGAUACCGUGUGGUCAUGCAUGGGUGUGCAGCACAUGUGUCAGACAGUUGGAAGUUCCAAAUACAGUUUGCCCCAUGUGUCGUACUAGAAAUAUUUCAUUUCAAAGAAUUUAUUUUACUUAUUAA